This is a messenger RNA of Salvia miltiorrhiza (redroot sage), 399 nucleotides long. RefSeq lists its product as uncharacterized. NCBI's taxonomy places the organism in Eukaryota, Viridiplantae, Streptophyta, Magnoliopsida, Lamiales, Lamiaceae. Bases 1 to 399 code for a protein of 132 amino acids. The record is from RefSeq and is a predicted model, not a curated record. The transcript has a single exon.
AUGUGGGAAGUCAUCACCGAUGGACCAAUCGUCAUCACCGAAGUGGUCAAGAGGAUUCCAAUGGACAUGACAAGAGAUCCAUUUGAUGAAAUCCAAAUCAACUUAAAGGCCGACUUCACCACAAAAGAAAAAAAGCAAGAUGAGCUCGAUAAUCUUGCCAAAAGCAUCAUCUCCGGAACUGUCCCAGACAAGCACGUCACCAAAAUCAUCAAGUUCAAGCCGGCAAAGAAGAUGUGGAACAUUCUUGAAGGAAUAUGCAUCGGAUCAGAGGAAAUUAAGGAGAACAAGCUGUCCAUAUCUUGUCAAAAGUUCGAUUCCUUCCUCAUGCUAAAAAACGAAUCAGUUGAAGAGAUGGAGCUCAGAUUCAACCUGGUUUCGAAUGAAGUGAAAAUCUAUUGA